Bicyclus anynana (squinting bush brown) is the source of this 8803-nucleotide messenger RNA. It is a transcript of the gene Vta1, whose product is annotated as vacuolar protein sorting-associated protein VTA1 homolog. The record is from RefSeq and is a predicted model, not a curated record. Gene Ontology annotation, cellular component: multivesicular body. NCBI's taxonomy places the organism in Eukaryota, Metazoa, Arthropoda, Insecta, Lepidoptera, Nymphalidae. The coding region runs from base 191 to 1171 and encodes 326 amino acids. Gene Ontology annotation, biological process: late endosome to vacuole transport via multivesicular body sorting pathway. The transcript has 4 exons.
GAGUUACUCUUUGAUGUCUGUUUUUUUUAUGAGUAAUUCAAUAAAAUCUGAUCUAAUGUACAGUGAAUUAAUUACUAUUGAUGAUUUAAUUUGUUAUUGACGAAACUGUUGCAAUCUAAAAUUUAUGCCUUCAAAAUAAUAGAAGCGGGCAAUCAUAUACAACGGUGUCUAAUAAAUAAGAAUAAUAAUUAUGUCGGCUAACAUUCCGGAAUGUCCACCAAGUCUAAAACCGAUUCAACAUUUCUUGAAAACUGCAGCAGAACAUGAUUCUAGGGAUCCUACUAUAGCUUAUUGGUGUAGGCUACAUGCACUGCAAGCCGGCCUAAAGCUAACUAACAAAAAAACGCCUGAAGAAACAAAAGUUCUAAUGGCAAUUAUGGAUUGGCUGGAAGAAGCAAAGAAAAUAUUCAAGGAUAAUGAAUCUAUCUCCAACGAGGUUGUUGCUCAAGCACACUUGGAAAAUUAUGCUCUUAGACUAUUCUUGUUUGCUGACAAGCAAGACCGGGAGCAAAAUUAUGGAAAGAAUGUUGUCAAGGCGUUUUACACAGCAGGAGUGAUCUAUGAUGUCCUCACAACAUUUGGAGACUUGACUGAUGAAGCAGCUGAAAAUCGCAAAUAUGCUCGGUGGAAGGCUGCAUACAUACAUAACUGCCUCAAGAAUGGAGAGACCCCAGUCCCAGGCCCUGAACUAACUCCUGCAGGAAGUAUGGCAGAUGAGGGGAAUACAACAGGAGUUGGUCAGCCUAAUGCUUCAGACUCUCAAACGUUUGGCUUUCCUCAGCCUGGCUCAACAGAUCCUCAGACAUUUGGCUUCACCAAUGUCACUCCAGCAACACCACCAACAGUACCAACCAGUUUUAAUAACAGUCUUCCAGACCCAAAUCUAGCAAUGAGAGCUGCUUCUCAAUUGCCACCUGUUCCAUACACUCCUGAUCCUAAUCCUGGGGGUUUCGUACCUUACGACCCAACCCAACAACCACAGCCCGCCCCAAUGUCUACCUUCGGGGACAGUUCUAUGAGUGUUGCACAGCUUAGCCCUGAGCAGAUUCAAAAAGCUCAAAAGUAUUGCAAGUGGGCGAGCAGUGCACUCAAUUAUGAUGACAUUAAAACUGCUAUUGGCAAUUUAAAAAAUGCCUUGGAAUUACUCCAGACUGGUCGAGACCCUGCUUGAAUUUAGUGACUUUGUUACAUUCACAGCUGUCCAUUCUAAGGUAUAACGCUUAAAGCUAUGUGUGUACUGAGAAUCAUUAUUUAACUUGCAAAAUACAAUGACAUGAAUCUUUAAAUUAUGAAAUUUUGGCAUUACAUAUUUAGAAGAUAUUAAAAUUAUUCUCUUAAAUGAUUACUAAAAGUAAUAAAUUACUUAAAUGAUUACUAAGAGUAAUCAUUUUAGCGAAUGUAAUGAAGUAUGACUAUAAAUGUACAGAAAAUUUUGGAUUAGACUACAGUAUUUUUAUUUAUACUAAAGCCAAAUUUAAUGUGAAUUAUUAGCAAACUAAUUAGAAAUGAAGGUAUAAAACGCAUGUCAUUUCAUACCUAAUUUAUUUUAUUAUUGUUUUUACUUUUUUUCAUAAAAUAUUAUUCAAAAGAUCUAUAUUAAAAUAUUGACCGUAACUGGAAACUUUAUAUUGAGAGUAGCAUUUCCGUUUCCGUCGAUUUCAUAUCAGUUUUCGUACUUUUAUUGACGUCACGUCUGGCUAUGUGGCGCCACCUGGCGGUGUCGGGCUCGGGAAGUUUCGUAAAUCGCUGAGCGCGACUUUAGCACAUUGGCGUUUUGUUUACCGUCGAAGCAACAUCUUGCAAUCAGUUGGUACCCGACAAUGCAAGAUAAAGUGUAAUAAGUGAAGUGAAUUCGCUGUGAGUACUUUAUAUUUUAUUACGUUGUAAUUAUUACGUUGUAACAUACAACGUUAAUGUAAUUAACGUUAAAGUAUGUAAAAAUUUCAAAUUUCAUUUGAAAAUAGUACGUGAUCAUUAUUUUAACGGUUUUUCCGUUCGGAUCACUACUUCAUGUGUUUGAAAGUCUUGCUUUUUUGCAAAUGUUUUCGUACUUGCAUGUAAUAAUAUUUUCUUUGUAGUUAUUUUUCAACAGUUAAAAUAGUAUUAAAAGUGGCGGGGCCCAGCGGGCUUCCUAAAAAUGUGAACUCAGAAACCAAAGUGAACGUUCUAGCAUUAGACUGUUGUCUAACAUAUAUACUGCAAAACGAACGUGUGGGCAAUGGCUUUCGUUUCAGAGGAGUACAUAAAUUACGAAUGCUCGAAGACAAGUUAGACAAAGAGUUUUUGGAAGUUACUCAAACAUAUUGUUACUCCAAUUCAAACCGGCAUUGAAAAAAGGUUCACAAAUCCCGCCAGAAUUUAGCACAGGAAUUUUGAUUGGAUGUAAAUUACUGGCCUUAUAAAUCGCCACCCCACGCAGGGGCAAGGCGUAGACACUGUUAACGUCGCUGGACACAUUUGCAGUCAAAUAUAGGUCUAAUAGAUUACCGCCCCUCGCGGGGGCAAGGUAUACACAGUUUUUUUAACGUUCCUGGACGUAUUUGCAAAACCAACUUACUGAGUAAGGUAUAGAAAGUUUAAAUAUUCCUAGACGUAUUUGCACAGUCAAAUACCGGACUAAUAGAUUACCGCCCCUCAUGGGGACGAGGUUAUAGAAAGUGUUAACAUUCCUAGACGUAUUUCCAGUCAAAUACUGAGGAUCGCCGCCUCUCGCAUGGGCAAGGCACGAAUAGUGUUGAAAUUUCAUCACGUAGAACACACAACACGGAAUAUACAUACAAUGCGCAAACGCUCAUGCACAGCCAUGCUUGCAUGAUAAUUACAACCCACCCUCGCGGGGUGUUUAUCUCUUUAUAUAAAUUAUUUAAAUACCGGUGUCCUUGAUCGCCACCGUCGCGGGCGUAUGCAUGAAGAGUAAUGUUCCAUCGCGUGGAACAUACAACACGGAAUAUACAUAUCUGUAAUGCGCACACGUUCAUGCACAGCCUUGCUUGCAUGAUCAAUACAAUCCACCCUCGCGGGGUGUUUAUCAACGAUGUAUGGAUACGAAUAUCUUAUCUAUCUAUAUAAAUUAUUCAAAUACCCUUGUCGAUGUCGUGUGUGUGUGAUCGCCACCCCUCGCGAGGGUAAUGCAUGAAAAAUGUUAAGAUUCCAUCGCUUGGAACGCUUGCGCAGCCUUGCUUGUAUGAUCAUUAUAAUCCACUCUCACAGGGUGUUUAUCAGCAAUGUACAAGAAACUAAUGUCCUAAAGCCCUUGCAGGCUGACUCACUAUCUUUUACGUUUGCUAGUUGACAUAUACAAAAUUGAGUUUCUAUGUAAAAAUGUCAUUUAUUGCUUACUCGUGAAUAUCCCACAGUAGGUAAAUGACAUUUUUCCAAUUGAUAUAGGUUGAUAAUAAAGACCAAAAUAGUGAAUAGGCCCACUAGAUUUGUAACCAAUGGGUGAAUUAAUUACUUUGUAACAAUGGCGUAAAAAUCUGAUGAAUGAAAGCGUCAGAUUAAAACAUCAUGUACAUUUUGGUAUAGAGGUUAAAGGCAGGAAACUUAUUUUUCCGAAUACUUCAAAGUUUUCUAAAGGUAUUACUGGAUGUAUACAGUUAUUAUUUGCAAAAUUUAUAACCAUACUCCAGGUUUCAUAAAACUUAGAAACAAACGAAAAGGUAAAACAUAUUAUGAUACCCUCCGUCACCUAGCAAAUGUAGAAAAACGCAUAAGCGGUAACAUAAAAAUUUCUAUUAAAACAAAGGAUUCUAAAUGAAUCCUUUUUCAGGGGCUCGAGGCCCAUCAAGGGUAUUAUGUAUGCUUUAAAGUUUAAUGCAUCCAGAAAACAUAAAGUAUUUUGAGAUAGACUUCAUUUCAAGCGGUCUUUUUAGCCACCUUUUUCACCACCUUUUUCAAUGGGAGAAAAUGGUGGCACCAGAAACGUACAGAGGUUAAUCUGAGGUUAUCUCCUACCGUUCUCUCGAAUAACCUCGUGUUUUUCUUAAUCUAUAUGGAAUAUCGUUCCACACUCCUGUUUUGGAAGAAAUAUCAACAAUUGUCUACUUAAUGAAAUACAAAGGAUCAUAAAAGCACCAUGCUCUGUUGCUAAUACUGAAGCCGGACCAAUAUUGAAACUCAUUUCCACUUGCUAAAUACGCACAGCAUCAAAAACUCAGUUUGAAGAAUAGACACAAGCCUACUUGCAUGUGUAUGUAAUAAAAUCCCAAAGGUGCUUCGUACGUUUUGUAUACAGGGAAUUGUUGGACAUUACUUCCUUGUCAUUUGAACUAUGCAUGUCUCUUUCUCAAAUACUUUCUCAAUGCUUUCGAAUUCGCAGCAUGUUUUGUAAGAGAUAUGUAGAAUUAAGAAUAGACAAUUUUAUCAUUUACUAAGAAAAUAAUACGAAGCGUAGAUGUAGACUAUAUCGAAAACUUGCCCGUUACCAUUGAAUGAAUGAAUGACCUUGUUUAAUAUAAUCAGACUGCUAGCUACCUACUUCACUGACACCCUCAGCCAGUGUUUUUGUUAGUAGCAGAUGCCUUUGACCACGCUUGGGCAGCGUUACUAAACAUUCACCCUCUGAGGUAUUCAUGGUCACGAGAGGAAUAGGUACUGCAUUCCAAUAAAAAGGAAAUGUAUGUCAUACUACUCGUAUAUGUCCCUAGAAUCAAACUCACCUCCUAAGCAACAUUCAAUUGGACAAAAUGACUGCCGUUACAUAUUACGGAGGAAAAGAGAAAUGAGUUUAAAUAUAGAAUAUAACAGUUAAAAUUGCAAGAUAUUUGUCUAGUAACCUUAAUUAGACUAUCACUAAGUUCACAACAGUACACAAUAGUAUACGCGGCAGGAACAACAAGCAUGCAAAUCACUUGUUAUACAACAUCGCCAUCUUCCAUACUUGGCGCUUUCAUUACUGUAGCAUAGAAAAAGUGAUUGUGAAAUAGGGUAUGUCGGUGACUGAUCUAUUCUGAUCUGACUCAUUAAAUAAGGUACACGUAGUCCAUGAUUACUUGUACGUAUCCCGAGAUGUAACUUACGCUCAAGUUGUUUUAUACGAUGUGUACAGUGUGUAUAGGGAAUUUCCCACUUGCUUUAUGGUAUCGCCACCACUUACACUGAUUCUCAGAGAAUCAUCAGAAUCGGUUGACAGGAAUAUAUUUAAUAGCCUUGAUAAGAGUAAGUCUUAUGUCAUUUGGAUCUCAGAUUCCGAGUGCUAGCAGUACCGAUAAUUCUAUAGAAUGAAGACAAAUUUAUUAUAAUCACGACAACGGACUUAGCAGUUACAAAACUGUUAGAGGGAGUCUUCAAGAAAUAUGGGAAAACCUGAAAUUUCCUGUCAAAACUUAAAAAUCGGCUUGUGUAGUGUUUGUCUAAAAGUAAAAGUUUUAGUACAUUAUAUGACCUAAUGUCUAAGAACUGACUCAGUUUUAGUUUCUAGAAUCUUCAAGUAACCUACUUAAGAGAUCAAUAACUUUGUAAAGUAUAUCCUUAAAUUCAUACCAAAUUGUUAAGAAAGCCUAAAAAUUCCAUGCCACCAGUUUGGAAUGUCAGUAACUUCUUAAUAAGUUAUUUUUUCAAUAGUUAUAUUUUUGUGGGUACACUCUGAAAGGCGUGUAUAUGACCUAACAUUACUUAUUAUAGGGAUAACAUAGUAUAAAUAAUAAUCUGAUGAUUUUAUUCAAUUUUGGCCGCAAUUUGGCUCAAAAACCGAUAGAAGUAUUUACUCUGGCUGGAAAUUAUUUGUAAAUAAAAUAAUCACUAUCAUAGUUUUUCUUUAGGAAAUAAUAAGUCUAUUUCAUUAUUAAAUAAAAUAACUAUCCACUACGACUAAAUGCAGCAAGAAUUAAUAUUAAUUUCUUUGUAAUAAAUUUUUUAAAAAACCGUCCCGCAUAUGGUUAUAGCAGAAUGAGUAAAGACGUCACGUAAGAAAUCUUCAUAACGACUAUAUCGGUCAGCAGUGUUUUUCCUAAAUAAUUUAGUGUGAAUAUCAAUUAUAUGAUGAAAUCCCUAAAAUUAAAAGUAUUGAACUCCAAUCCAAAAAAUGUAUGGUAUGUUUUUAGUUCAUUGAUUUAUUUUUGAAUGUGCUGAGAGUUGGAGUCGCGAGAUGAACGGAAACACGUUAAGCACUGCUAACUGUUCUAUUUAUUAAUAUUUGUUAAAUAUAGUAAAUGGCUGAUGACAUAUAAUGACACUUGAAUGUCAAAGAGUUGACAGUUUGAAUAAAUAAUAUCCACAGACAAUAGAUACUUAUUACUGGCUACCAUUGUACCGUAGACAUGUAUUUUUGCUACAUUCCAACAAAAUGGAAUAUUGUAUUAUGCACAGACACAGUAAGUCAAACUUCGUUACUAGCUUGUUCUCUAAAUAAAGCCUAAUCGAAUUAGAGAUAAUAUUGUUAUAAAAAGUUUUAUUUUAAUAAUCACAUUGGCGAAAUAAUACCAUAAUGUGGCGUCACCAGGCGAAAACAAACAGGCUCUCAAUAUAAAGUUUCCAGUUACGGUCAAUAUUUUAAUAGCAGCGUUUUACCUGAAAUAAAACGCAUAUUAAAAUACUUACCUCACUGGAAACUUUAAGUAAUUCCUGCCUGGUGAUAUAUUGAGCCAAUGAGCUAAAGUCGCGCUCAGCGAUUUACGAAACUUCCCGAGCCCGACACCGCCAGGUGGCGCCACAUAGCCAGACGUGACGUCAAUAAAAGUACGAAAACUGAUAUGAAAUCGACGGAAACGGAAAUGCUACUCUCAAUAUAAAGUUUCCAGUGAGGUAAGUAUUUUAAUAUGCGUUUUAUUUCAGGUAAAACGCUGCUAUUUAUUGUUCUAAGCUUAUAAAUCAAAUGUAAUUAAUUUAGGAAACAAGUUGAUUAAAAUUUUUAUUAGGUGUUUAUUGACUAGCGAUUUAUACCCUCUUUUUUAAUUUGUUUAUUGAUAAAUGUUUUCAAUUAAACAAUUUAAAAACAUUUAAAAAAUUAAAAAUGAAGUUGAGAUUUAUUACAGGGAACAUCUAGGAACAUACAUGUAUAUUACUUAUUUACUUAGUCGUUAAUCUCUUCUUGGAUGUCAUCUCAAUUAUAUUGUAAAAUAUAUAAGUAAUAUAAUUAUUAUUUUAUUGUUCAUAUACCUACAUUAUACAUUUAUUGUAUAAUUUUUGUAGUCGAUUGCAACACGCAAAACAGUUGUUGCAAUAAUAUUUAAUUUUAUAUUUGUUAUAACUGUGUAUUGAAUCAACUUAUUUAAUUAGUUUUUAAUUACUAAUAUACUACUCUGGUACUAUUUUGGUUACAUACCUACUAAUUAAUAAUAUAUAAGUUGUUUAACCUAAUUUAUCAGUAAACUCUGAUGUGUAUAAUUCAAUAUUGCACCAUAAAAAAUAAGUACAAAACACAGAAAUCUUAUAAAAAUAAUAAAAAAGGGGUUUGAGGAUUAGUGCCCUAUGACCGGGCGUCUUUUUAAAAUUUCACGAAUAUAGAUAACGUAACAACCUUAGUUAGAAUCUAAAUUGAUAAAUCACACCUAGAUGAUUAAAAAUAAAAAAAAAAUAUAUAAUAUCUUUACGACCAGGGGAAAAAUUGGUACGGAUUUGUCAUUUUAAGGCGCGUAAAGAUCAAGAACUAAGGUGCUUGUUAAAACUUCAAUCAAAUUGUAGAAAUUGCUAAGAGGGACCCGCCUGUUUUUAUGAAUAACUAAAUAAGACCCGCGGUUUCACUUGCGUAGUUCCCGUUUCCGUGAGAAUACGUAAAAUAUAUCCUAUGACACUCAUAAAUAACGUGGCUAUCUAUUAUUAAAAUUAUUUUAAAAUCGGAGAGUUUAUUCCCUCUACAACUUCACUCAAUAAAUUAGUAUACAUGAGGUUCAACUUUUAGGAGAUAUUAUGUUAGACUAUAAUACGAUGUUGUGCUAAAUUGUGCUAACUAAACAUUAUUAUUAGUAAGUGUUCGUUUGCGGUCGUCGGUAGAGUUACCGCUCGUGUAAAUUAACCCUUAAAUAAGACGAAUGAUUUUUCAAUGUACUUUCUCAUAAAUUUUGGCUAACGCUCAUGCUUGCAUUUUGAAAACAUUGCUUCUGUUAUCACUAGGAUACAUUUCAUAUAGAUGUCGAGGCUAAGGCACACUCAGUCGUGAAGAAAAUUUCAUCUUGCUACUCGCAAACUGUAGUCCGUAAGACGUUUUUUUUUUUUUAUUUUCUAUAAUAUUCCAGAUUUCUAAACUGAAGAUUAAGGACCAUAAAUUACCAAUUUAUUCUCAGACCAAUUAUAGAAGGACCUGUAUCGCACUCAUAGUCACGAACAAAAUUGUCUUAUAUAUAUCUUAUACUAAACUAGAAGUUUUUGCCAGUUUUUUACACAAUUCAAUUACACAAAAAGGUAUUUUUACGGAGCUCUUUAACCGACGAACACGAUUACAACUAUUUAACAUCGAUUCUAUAGAGACAGUUUUUAUAAUCGCAUUAGAUCGUUGAUCAUAUACUUUGACAGAAAAGUAACGUCUAGCGAGGCAGGUCCUAUACAAUAAUUGGUCUGAGAAUUUCAUAACCUUUUUUUUUAGUAGCAAAGGCACGUGAAUAUGCGCCAAACAUCUAGUCUGCUCUGAGUUAGCAAAAUUUCAAAAUUCGCUGAUAUUAAUAUAUGUAUAAUUCCGAUUCCAAGAUAUGUUUUCAUGUCUACACUGUGUAGCCAUAUGCCACGCUCACAGCAGCCUUACAGAAGGUUGGCGCAUACUUUUUUGUCAUAUUAUAUUAUUAUUCUUAUUAAAAACCUAAGAUAUUAAAAAUGUUUUAGGUAUAUGUUGUUUGAUCAUGAAAUAAAAUCAUCAAUAUAUUUUAUAACCAUU